Messenger RNA from Pocillopora verrucosa, 1699 nucleotides. Its product is annotated as pyroglutamylated RF-amide peptide receptor. Gene Ontology annotation, biological process: G protein-coupled receptor signaling pathway; cellular response to hormone stimulus. Gene Ontology annotation, molecular function: peptide binding; G protein-coupled receptor activity. The record is from RefSeq and is a predicted model, not a curated record. Gene Ontology annotation, cellular component: plasma membrane. NCBI's taxonomy places the organism in Eukaryota, Metazoa, Cnidaria, Anthozoa, Scleractinia, Pocilloporidae.
GGUAGAGAUAUAACGUCAAAAAACACAUCCUGGCAGUUGGCAGAAGAGUUGUUUAAUAAGAAGUCUGUUGAAUUAAAUUUUUACUGAUCUAAGGACAGUAAAUCAGAAUUAUCAUGUCGCUCUACACGGAUUCAGAUUCAGCACAGAUUGGGAUCACUACCAUGUUCUCCAUUCUGGUCAGCACGAAUCUCAUCGGCAACACAAUCGUGGGUCUGGUUAUCAUACUGAACCGAGAUAUGAGAACUCCCAUGAACGUUCUACUUCUAAACUUGGCUGUAGCAGAUGCCAUGGUGGCGUUGUUCAUCGCUCCGCGCUUUAUUUUGAUCCACACCUUCGAACAUCCAGAUGGACAGGCAGGGACAUGGGUCUGCAAGCUUCUGACUGGGGGAAACCUUACUUGGACUGGCGGUGCUGCAUCAGUCUUUACCCUUGUGGCAAUUGCGUUUGAGCGAUAUUAUGCCGUGAUGUAUCCUUACGGCAACAAAGGGAAACUUACAUACGACAAGCUAAAGAUCAUCAUUCCUGCAUCUUGGAUUGGUGCAGGUAUCCUCAACAUUCCCCUAUUCCUGACAAUAUAUUUUGACAAGAAGAAAAACUUUUGCAUGGAGUACUGGCCCCCACCUGACUGGCUUCCGAAGGCAUAUAGCUCCACAUGGUUCUUUGUUGCUGGACUCAUUCCGAUACUGUUGAUGAUCAUGUUGUAUUCCAGGGUAGUAUAUGUGCUCUGGUUCCAAAAAGAGGAUGGCACUGUUGAAAACAUCACGCAAAAUACCCGGCAGGGUGUGUUAAGGGUGCGAAAGCGUGUCACCAGAAUGGUACUUGUAGUGAGUGUAAUUUAUGGCGUAUGCUGGUUGCCAAACCUGACUACUUACGCGCUCAACUACUUCAGUCCUUCGCAGAACUAUGGAGAUGUUACCUACAUCACCAGUAUCGUUCUAGUUACGUGCAAUUCUACUGUCAAUCCUUUUAUUUACGUCUUUGUAAACCAGAAAUUUCAAAGAAAAGUCAGAAGUUUGUUAUGUUGUGAAAAGACCUGCGGAAACCGAAUUGGGGCCUUCAUUGAGUCAACCAAUAAUACCUACGAUCCCACUGACGCUGUCACACAACCUACCGUGGUAUCCAACAUACGAGUCAAACCGCGAACGGGAAGUUUAGAGUCCACCGCAGAUGGCAUGCAAGAGGACAGAAAAAACUUAAAGCAAUGAGUUAUAUUAUGCCAAUGAACAAGCAGAACUAAGAUACUCAAGCGAUUCGAAUUUGGAUUGAACUCAUCCCGCGAUUAGGUUCAACUUGGCCCCUGCGUCACGAGCGGCGAGACGCUCGCUUUGAGAAGGUGUGAGCGCGCGAGAGGUCCGUCAGGGAUCUGCCUCCAAAAUAAGAGUGCUGGACUCCUUGGAAACCUCUCACACGCCUGACUUGUUCGCCGUCUUGAAUCUCGCAGGAUCUGCAGCUCGUGUCGCAGGGAUAAUGUGGGCGGACUUGCAAGGUUAUCGUGAUUAGAAGAAAUGGUUGUAUUCGCUCAAUUAGAGUACAUGCAAUUGUUUUUCGAGCACAGUAACUUUGGUAUGUGGUUGCGAAUCAAUUUGAACCGUAGUGUGUAUUGACAUUUAACAUGCCAGACCCUUCUGUAUCGUUGUCCACAUUAUGCCGGCAUAAUUUUGAGAAUUAAGCAUUAUGCUGGAAUAAUUGUGCAGAAAAA